This is a messenger RNA of Benincasa hispida (wax gourd), 1017 nucleotides long. RefSeq lists its product as uncharacterized. Lineage: Eukaryota; Viridiplantae; Streptophyta; Magnoliopsida; Cucurbitales; Cucurbitaceae. The record is from RefSeq and is a predicted model, not a curated record.
UCAAGCAUUCAAAAUUUCCACAUAUCUCUCCUUCAAAUCUUCUAAACUUUUCAAAAGAAAAGUCUUGUGACCCCAAAACAAAUUUAAAAGUCCCUGAUUUUAUAUGUUCUUAUAGUUCUUUCUGACCACCUUAAAGGAUUCCAAAACUGUUUACUUUUUUAGUUUUCUUUCUACUCUUUGAUCUCCUCUUAUAAACAAAACAACAUUAUAAAGUCUUUUUAUCCAAAAAUGAGGUCCAAUAAUUAUGCACGGUCUUCUCUUCUCCUUGUUGUCGUCGUCGUCUUCAUCUUCUUUCUAUCUAAUGAAGCUCAAGGUAUUCGCUUCGGGAAUGGGAUGAUCAAGCCUCUUGGGCACCUAGAAAAAACCCUUGAAGAGGAAAGUCGUCUGAUAGUAGAAGGUUUUAGGAAAAUUACUCUCUGUGAAAAUGGGCAUUGUAAUUCAGGAAACAAUAGAAAACUUCUAACUGCGACUUCACCAAUACCAUCUUCUCCAACCCCUUCUACAAGGAAUAAUGAAGGAAACAAAAAGGGCAACCCCAUGUCAUCAUCACAUAAAGAAGAUCCAAGUGUGAAAAGGAAGGAUAAUUUGGAGAAUUCAGAGGCAGUUUCUAAGAAUCUUGAGGCAAACCUUGACCUUAUAGACAUUGCAGAAAUGGACUAUUCUCCAGCAAAAAGAAAGCCUCCAAUUCAUAACUAAUCCCAAAAUGAUGGGACAAACAACAACCAAACAAGACAAAGAAACAAAAAGGAUAAAAUUUGGCAUAAUUUUAAGUCAACCUUACACAAAUGCUGCAGGAUUUUUAGGGUUUAGCUCAAGGAAAACUGUCUUUUUGUACAUAGCCCAUUAUUAUUACCAAUAUGCUAUAUUAUUAUUAUUAUUAUUGUUAUUAUUGUUAUUUGUGUUAUCAUUACGUGUUUUGUUAACGUGAUAAUUGCCUAAAAGACCUAUUUUAAUGGUCAAAAAUGGCAAAUGAUCCAGUUUUUUUUUUUUUAAUGUCCAAUACCUCUUUGUUAAUGU